GUUAGUGAUCCACGCCCAAGAAAGACAAGUGAAGUUGUCAUUAUGAAUCAGAUUGGAAACUGACGUAAUUUAGUGUACAAAACAAAAAUAAGUUUGAGAUAAAAGUCGAUUCGGGACGAAACUUCGACAUUCCCAGACGAGAUCGAGCAGCCAUGAAUGGGAUGUUGGGGUCGGGUGAUCUCAUCAAAUUGAAUGUUGGUGGUACGCGGUUCUCUACAUCUCGACAGACCUUGACUUGGAUCCCAGAUUCAUUUUUUUCUAGCCUACUUAGUGGAAGAAUAUCAUCAGUCAAAGAUGAAACCGGAGCAAUAUUCAUUGAUAGAGACCCCAGCUUCUUUGUGCCUAUCUUGAAUUAUUUGAGGACCAAGGAGCUCAAUAUCAAAGGCUUUGAUAUACAGGCACUCAAACACGAGGCUGAAUUCUAUGGCAUAUCACCAUUGGUAAAAAAGCUGACAUUAUGCGAGGAACUUGACCGGUCGUCUUGCGGCAGUGUACUGUUUCAUGGCUUUCUUCCCCCAUCUCCUUUCCCUGUCAGACAUGACUUGAUAGAUCAACAGAGGUAUAGCUUCGCUAGCGAGGCGGAGCUCAGAACAAGACCCGGCUCCAGAGGGGGUUCAGGACGGGAUCAACGGCCAGCCUCGGCGAUUGAUAUCAGACAUUCCAAGCAUGAUCUAGAUAUACCACUAGAUGCAAGCAUUGAUCCGCGCCGAGUGCUCAUCGUCAGCGGCCACCACAACUGGAUCGUGCUGGGCUAUGCUCACUUCGUCUGUUGCUACCGCAUCAAGGAGUCCACGGGAUGGCAUCUCGUCUUCCAGUCUCCCCACCUGGAGCAGACAGUGCACAGGGUCGCUCUUAACCCCAAGGUGGGUGGGGCAGCCCAUACUGAGAACAGGGAGAAGAUGGUUGCCGUGGCGUUUGGCAGCCAGAUCAGGAUGUGGAGCAGUAACGAAGGAGAGGAGAAAGUGGAAAUCGGGACCUUUAACCUUGGUGUGAAGGUGGAUAGCUUAUUCUUCAUUGGUAGUCAGCUCGUAGCAACCAGUCACGUUGGCAAGGUCGGGGUGUGGCAUGCCCUGACACAGACAUGGCAGGUUCAAGAUGUCAAUCCCAUAGCCAGCUAUGACACAGCAGGGUCUUUUCUGUUACUUGGAUGUACAAAUGGAUCUAUAUACUACAUAGAUAUGCAAAAGUUUCCAUUGAGAAUAAAGGACAAGGAUCUACUGGUUACCGAGUUAUACAAGGACCCUGCCAAUGAUGCCGUCACAGCUCUCAGUGUGUACCUGACACCAAAAAGCAGUUUGAGUGGAAACUGGAUUGAGAUAGCAUAUGGGACUAGCUCUGGCAAGGUCCGAGUCAUAGUCCAGCACCCAGAAACAGUCGGUCAAGGACCUCAGCUCUUCCAGACCUUCACCGUUCAUCGAAAUCCUAUCACUAAAGUGAUGCUCUCAGAGAAAUACUUAGUUUCCGUCUGUUCUGAGUACAACCACGCCCGUACGUGGACAGUGACCCGGUUCAGAGGGAUGAUCUCUACUCAACCUGGGUCGACUCCUUUGGCUUCCUUUAAAGUAUUGUCUCUGGAGGACUCAGAGCCAUAUCCUUGCCAUCAGGUUGGCAAUGAUAUUGGGCCAUUUGGAGAGAGGGAUGAUCAACAAGUGUUUGUUCAGAAGGUAGUCCCAGAUACCGACCAAGUCUAUGUUAGACUAUCGUCUACUGGGCAGAGGGUGUGUCAAAUCAGAUCAGUAGACGGCAGCAGCAUCUCGUCAUUUUGCGUCCACGAGUGCGAGGGGUCAAGUAGAAUGGGGUCACGACCUCGGAGGUAUCUCUUUACAGGUCAUGCCAACGGUGGAGUACAGAUGUGGGAUCUGACCACUGCCAUGGACAUAUUCAACAAGAAUGAAAAAGUAGAAAAGAGUUCAGCAGAAGGUCUUCCCGGUGGGCCCACUGAAGAGGAGCUUAUCAAGCUACUCGGAGGGUGUGAUGUGAGUGCCUCCCGCUGCACCACACCCUCCAUGAGCCCCGCCUCCUCCCAGCUCAUCCCCCUCCUACGCACCACCCAGCUCCGAGCUUCCAGCACCACGCUUCGCCAACCGAGCAUGGAGGAGAUCCAUCCUAGAGGAGCGGAGGGGGGCCAGGAUGAGGGAAGCGAUGGAGAUCAUCCACCGAUGCACAGGGAUGGGGUCGGUGGCCUUGCUGAAGCGUGGAAGGAGAGUAGUUCACAUACGACACCUCAUAAAAUUUCUCAUUGUUGAUACCUGUGGAUAUACAGAUUAAAUCUGUCCAUAGUAUCAUUUUAAUUCUACUCUUAAAGGCGUAAAGUUGCAUGAAACCUCAGUCGAUAGAUUAUGGUUUCACAAUCGUGACGUGGGAUCGAGUCCCAGUUGGUGGGCUAUUAAUGUCCUGUAUAAGGGACAGGUGUUAAUAAAUUAUUCUUUCUUGCCUUUGCACACUCCUGGAAGCUGUAAUUUGGCUCUUUCAUCAUCAUCAUGUGGGGAAUGAAUUAUUGUCUGAUGACUAGAGAGGUGCCUUUUCUAGGGGUUUUUUGGUGAUACUUAAAAUGCAGAUUUCUUAGAAAUAACUUAUUUAUAAACUUGAGGAAUGUUGCAAUAUCUAUGUAGGUAACUUGGGCCCUGCAACUGUAACAUCAAGAAAUACAAUCAAUCUCUGCAAUUGAUUCUAACUUCUUGUAGUACAUAAUUUUAUAUAUGUCAGAGAUAGGAUAGCAAGUUGAGCUCUUUGUGAGUGACAAAUUUUGUUUCUCAAGACAGUCACACAACUGUGUCUGCCCCUAGUCAUACAAUUUAAAACUAAUGUAUAAUUUGUCAAAAUACAGGGCGAUGGUUUGUCUGCUUCAUUUAUAUGCUGCAUUUCACAUGAUUAAGUCUAUGUCAGUUGAUUUUACAUCGUUGUUUUAUCUUUUUAUUUAAUAUGACCUCUUGUUAUGUCACAAACAGGUGUGAAUUACUGUGAGAUUUUACAAUAAAAAUAGAAUUUAUGAGAAUGGUAAAUGUGAAAGUUGAUAGCAACUUUUGUGGUUUACUCUAGAGAGGUGUCCAAUAAUUAAUUUUAGAAUCAUAUUGAUUUCAACUGGGGCUGAAUGUGUUCUCCAACAUCCAAAAGGCAUAAUUCUGUAUCCAAGCACAUUUGCAAAGCCUGGAAUACUCCCCAGGGAGUUGAUGACUAGGCUAAUGAUACAUAGGAAAGUGCUUACAUGUGUACAAUGUAUGCUGUAUCCAUCUUAUAAAUAACCAGAUUAUUUUAUUAAGUGUAUGCUCAAAUACAUGUUGAUAAAUUUCAUUUUUAUAUUUUUGUAUUGAUUUGUAUUUAUUGCUAUUU
Molecule: messenger RNA, 3330 nt
Organism: Lytechinus variegatus (green sea urchin)
Lineage: Eukaryota; Metazoa; Echinodermata; Echinoidea; Temnopleuroida; Toxopneustidae
Gene: kctd3
Product: BTB/POZ domain-containing protein KCTD3-like
Exons: 14
Coding region: 153-2246 (697 amino acids)
Biological process (GO): protein homooligomerization
Molecular function (GO): protein binding
Source: RefSeq, a predicted model, not a curated record